CUUCAGUCUAAGGGCUGGGGCUGAGGGAGAGAGGAGCGGAGGGCCCAGUUUGGCUCUAAAGAAAAAACAGUACCGUUUUGCACUUAUGGCUUUGUUGUAGUAACUGAAAUUACCAACAACAACUCCGUCCUUUUUCUGUAUUUGUGGAAGGAAAAGGACCUACAUUUUGUACUGAAAAGUCGACCGUUUUUUUUCUUUAGGAGCUUUGAGUAGCUGAGUGAGUGACAAUGGAGAUGAAAAGAUGGUCCACGAGGUGGAAAACGAAAAGGUGGCUGUGGGACCCCACUCUAACCACCAUCGUCACUAUCACUUUCCUUCUGCAAGCCGUACAUGUUAAAGCAGCUGACCCAGUGGAUGUCCUCAAGGCUCUGGACUUCCACAGCUCUCCGGAUGGCGUCCGUAAAGUCACGGGCUUCUGCUCUCACCGGAGAGGAUCUAAACCUGACAUAGCCUUCCGUGUAGGAAAACAGGCGCAGAUCAGCGCUCCCAGCAUGCAACUCUUUCCAGGAGGAGCGUUCCCAGAGGACUUCUCAGUGAUGUUCACCAUCAAGCCCAAGGCAGGCAGACAGUCUUUCCUGCUGUCUGUGUAUAACGAGCAGGGGGUCCAGCAGCUGGGUGUGGAGGUGGGACGCUCCCCUGUCUUCCUGUACGAAGACCAGCAUGGGAAACCUUCCCCAGAGGAUUACCCACUGUUCAGAUCCAUCAACCUCGCUGACGGCAAAUGGCAUCGUGUAGCCAUCAGUGUGGAGAAGAAGAGUGUGACCAUGAUUGUGGAUUGUAAGAAGAAGCUGAGCAGGCCACUGAAGAGGAGCGAUGGGGCAGCCAUCAACACUGACGGCAUCACCGUGUUCGGGACCAGGAUUCUGGACGAAGAGGUCUUUGAGGGUGACAUCCAGCAGCUGCUGAUUGUGGCCGACCCGCGGGCAGCGUACGACUACUGUGAACACUACAGCCCCGACUGUGAAACGCCUCACCAGGAGCAGCCACAGGCACAGGAACCAGAGGAUGAGUACAAUUCAUACGACCUGGAGUACAGUGAGGUCUAUGACUACAGUGAAGGAGGAGUGGCCACUGAAACUGCCCCAACCGAAGGAGCCAAACCUGCACCUGAGGCAGUUGCUGUGGAUGGAGAAUACACAGCCUACAACUACGGCGCGGUGGACAGCGUUCAACCGGCUGAGAACCCUACAGACUCAACCGCUCCAAUCCUGAACUAUGACGAGGAAAUAGUUGAUGAUUACAUCACAGGCGUGGAGAAGGUUGGCGCCGACCCUACGGCUGCCGCAGAAACCGGCUCAGACACCAAAGGUCCCGACCCCGGCGAGAACUCGUACGAUUUUAAGGAGUAUGAUCUGAAGGAAUACGGUGACACGAAGGAGAUCGAUAUGAAACAGACGUACGAGUAUGGGGAUUAUGGAGACUAUGGCACUGGCGAGGCCACACCCACCGCCUCUGUCUCGGCCUAUGAGGAUGAUUUUGGGCCGGGCAUACCCGCUGAGACCGAGACAGAGUCUAGUAUGGGAAGAGGAGGAUAUGGUGGUGAGAAGGGAGAGAAAGGAGAACCCGCCAUCGUUGAACCUGGGAUGCUGAUUGAAGGACCCCAAGGAGCCCCCGGCCAAGCUGUGAGUAUCACGGCCUCCCCCGGCUCCCCAGGCUCACAGGGUUCCCCUGGCCCACACGGAGAUCAUGGUGACAGGGGUCCUCCAGGACGGGCUGGUAUUCCUGGUUCGGAUGGAGUUCCUGGCCCUCCAGGUACCAUCCUGAUGCUGCCAUUCCGUGCUGGUGGAGAGGCACAUAAGGGACCAGUGGUCUCAGCUCAGGAGGCCCAAGCCCAGGCGAUCCUUUCCCAAGCCAGGCUCACCAUGAGGGGUACCCCUGGGCCAAUGGGAAUGUCAGGAAGAUCUGGGCCCGCGGGUGGACCAGGAGCUCAGGGACUGAAGGGAGAUGGAGGAGACAACGGACCUCAGGGUCCCAGAGGUCUGCAGGGUCCAACUGGCCCACCUGGGAAGGCAGGAAAGAGGGGACGUAAUGGAGCUGAUGGUUCCAGGGGUAUGCCAGGAGAGUCGGGGUAAGGUAUGUACAACCAGCAGGGGGACCGAGGAUUCGACGGGUUACCAGGUCUCCCGGGAGAGAAGGGACACAGGGGCGAGCUGGGUUCCAUCGGCUCUCCAGGUGCUCCAGGAGAGGAUGGGCAGAGAGGCGAGGACGGUGAGAUCGGACAACGUGGUCUGGCAGGAGAGAGCGGACCUAGAGGUCUGCUUGGCCCUAGGGGAUCACCAGGGACUGGUGGACAACGUGGUCUUGCUGGACUGGAUGGCCAAGCUGGUCCCAAAGGAAACCAGGGCCCACAAGGAGAGUCGGGGCCUGCCGGACAGCAGGGGAUCCCUGGAUCACAAGGUCUUGUUGGUCCUCAAGGCCCGAUCGGACCACCUGGUGACAAAGGACCGUCAGGUCGUCAGGGAUUGGCUGGUCUGGCUGGUGCCGACGGUCCUCCCGGUCACCCAGGGAAGGAGGGUCCUCCGGGAAUGAAAGGAGCGUCGUAAGGUCAUCCUGGUCCUCAGGGUUCUCUUGGCUACCCUGGCCCUCGCGGUGUCAAGGGUGCUGAGGGCGUCAGAGGUCUUAAAGGCGGCGGAGGAGAAAAGGGAGAGGAUGGUUUUCCAGGUUUCAAGGGUGACAUGGGCAUCAAAGGAGACAAGGGAGAGCUCGGUGUCCUCGGAACCAGAGGUGAAGACGGACCUGAGGGACCCAAAGGUCGAUCCGGCCCCAACGGAGAGGCUGGCCCCAUUGGGUCGGCUGGAGAGAAGGGUAAACUUGGUGUCCCCGGGUUACCCGGUUACCCAGGAAGACAAGGACCUAAGGGCUCCAGCGGGUUCCCUGGAUUCCUCGGCUCCAACGGAGAGAAAGGAGGAAGGGGUAUCGCUGGUAAAUCUGGACCCAGAGGACAACGUGGCCCAACGGGUCCCCGUGGUGGAAGAGGUGCCAGAGGACCAACUGGAAAGCCAGGUGCUAAGGGAACAUCAGGCAACGACGGACCUCCCGGUGGACCAGGAGAGAGAGGACCUCAAGGACCCCAGGGGCCAGUCGGCUUCCCAGGUCCUAAGGGCCCAAACGGGCCCCCUGGUAAAGACGGAAUGCCUGGUCACCCUGGGCAGAGAGGAGAGACAGGUUUCCAGGGAAAGACUGGCCCACCUGGGCCUGGAGGGGUUGUAGGACCUCAGGGACCAACGGGAGAGACCGGCGGCAUCGGAGAGAGAGGACACCCUGGUUCCCCUGGACCACCCGGAGAGCAAGGUUUACCUGGAGCUGCUGGGAAAGAAGGAGGAAAGGGUGACCCAGGUCCAAUGGGUACGUCUGGGAAGGUUGGCCCAGCUGGGCUCAGGGGCUUCGCUGGACAGAGAGGUCUUCCUGGGGCUAAUGGUCCAGCUGGUUUGAAGGGAGGCGAAGGACCACAGGGUGCCCAAGGCCCCGUCGGUUCUCCUGGAGAACGAGGUGCUGCCGGUCCUGGAGGUCCCAUCGGUCUAUCAGGACGCACUGGACCCCAGGGAGGCCCGGGUCCAGCCGGAGAGAAGGGGGGCCCGGGAGAGAAAGGCCCCAUGGGACCAGCUGGUCGUGACGGUAUCCAAGGUCCAGUUGGUCUUCCUGGCCCUGCAGGCCCACAGGGGCCCCCUGGAGAAGAUGGAGACAAGGGAGAGGUUGGUGAGCCUGGCCAGAAAGGAAGCAAAGCAGACAAGGGAGAACAGGGACCUCCUGGUCCAGGAGGUCUUCAAGGUGUCAUCGGAGCUCCUGGUCCUGCUGGUACUGAUGGUGAGUCAGGACCCAGGGGUCAGCAGGGUAUGUUUGGCCAGAAGGGAGACGAAGGAUCCAGAGGAUUCCCUGGGCUACCUGGGCCCAUCGGACUGCAGGGCCUGCCUGGUACAUCAGGAGAGAAAGGAGAGAACGGGGACGUCGGCCCGAUGGGUCCGCCUGGUCCUCCAGGUCCCAGAGGUCCCCAGGGUUCUAGCGGAGCUGACGGUGCCCAAGGCCCUCCUGGUGGAGUGGGUUCUAUGGGAGGUAAUGGAGAAAAGGGAGAGAGCGGUGAAGCCGGCAACCCGGGACCAUCUGGAGAGCCCGGUGGUGGAGGCCCCAGAGGAGAGACAGGGGAGAAGGGAGAGUCAGGACCACCUGGAGCUGCUGGACCUGCAGGGGCCCGCGGACCCGGAGGAGACGAUGGCCCCAAAGGCAACCCUGGUCCCGUAGGCUUCCCUGGAGACCCUGGUCCCCCUGGAGAGCCUGGAGUUGGUGGAUUGGAUGGCUUGGCUGGAGACAAGGGAGAUGACGGCGAGGCCGGUCAGCCUGGUCCAUCUGGUCCUUCUGGAGAAGCCGGGCCUCCAGGACCCCCCGGCAAGAGGGGACCCAUUGGACCAGCCGGUACUGAGGGAAGACAAGGAGAGAAGGGAUCUAAGGGUGAGGCUGGAGCCGAGGGGCCUGAUGGUCAGACUGGACCUGUCGGACCCCAGGGGCCCUCUGGUAAACCCGGACCCGAUGGCCUGCGUGGAAUCCCCGGCCCUGUUGGUGAACAAGGACUUCCGGGUGCCUCUGGAAUGGACGGACCCCCUGGACCUCUGGGGCCCCCUGGUCUCGCUGGUCUGAAAGGAACUGCUGGGGGCAAAGGAGAAAAGGGUCACCCAGGUCUGAUUGGUCUGAUUGGGCCGCCUGGUGAGUUCGGAGAGAAGGGAGACAGAGGCCUGCCUGGACCCCAGGGAACUGGUGGAGGCAAAGGAGACACUGGUGUUGGUGGUCCUUCCGGUCCUCUUGGUCCUCCCGGACCUCCUGGUAUUCCUGGACCUGUGGGCUCUAAGGGGUCCAAGGGAUCGUCAGGUGGAGCUGGCCAGAAAGGAGACACUGGUGUGAUUGGACCACCCGGAGCUCCUGGUCCUCCUGGUGACAUCAUCCAGCCGCUGCCCAUCCAGCAGGCGAGCAGGAAGAACAGACGCCAGGCGGAGUACGACGGCGUGCAGGGCGACGAGGCGGGAGGCAUGGCAGACUACGGCAUGGAGGCCACAGCGGACGUGGAGGACGUGUUCGGGUCCCUGAAUAACUUGAAGCAGGACAUCGAGAGGAUGAAGUUCCCCAUGGGAACACAGGACAACCCUGCCAGGACCUGUAACGACCUGCACCUCAGCCAGCCUGACUUCCCUGACGGUGAAUACUGGAUCGAUCCUAACCAGGGCUGUACUGGAGACUCCUUCAAGGUCUACUGUAACUUCACCACUGGAGGAGAGACCUGUAUCUACCCCGACAAGAAGUCCGCUGGCGUCAGAAUAUCUAACUGGCCAAAAGAGGCUCCAGGAUCAUGGUUCAGUGAAUUCAAACGUGGAAAGAUAUUGAACUAUGUGGACAUGGAGGAGAACACCAUCCAGACGGUCCAGAUGACCUUCCUGAAGCUGCUCAGUUCAUCAGCUCGUCAGAAUUUCACCUACAUCUGCCACCAGUCUGUAGCCUGGUACGAUGCCAAGGCAGACGGCUACGACAAGGCUCUACGCUUCCUGGGCUCCAACGACGAGGAGAUGUCCUACGAUAACAACCCCUUCAUCAAGGCCCUGUCGGACGGAUGCUCGCUGAAGUCGGGCUACUCUAAGACGGUGAUGGAGAUCAACACUCCUCGCGUCGACCAAGUGCCCAUCAUCGACGUCAUGUUUAAUGACUUUGGCGACCCCAGCCAGCGGUUCGGGUUCGAGGUGGGCCCCGUCUGCUUCAUGGGCUAGGACCUGACCAUCCCCCGAACCCCCCUCUGCCCUACCCCCUACAGAACAACAUGCCCCCCCCCCUCUGCCCUACCCCCUAUAGAUCAACAU
Oncorhynchus masou masou (cherry salmon) is the source of this 5834-nucleotide messenger RNA. RefSeq names its product collagen alpha-1(XI) chain-like. Gene Ontology annotation, biological process: extracellular matrix organization. Lineage: Eukaryota; Metazoa; Chordata; Actinopteri; Salmoniformes; Salmonidae. Gene Ontology annotation, cellular component: collagen type XI trimer. The transcript is spliced from 64 exons. Gene Ontology annotation, molecular function: extracellular matrix structural constituent conferring tensile strength. The record is from RefSeq and is a predicted model, not a curated record.